Messenger RNA from Drosophila serrata, 3288 nucleotides. RefSeq names its product discs overgrown casein kinase 1 (gene dco). Gene Ontology annotation, biological process: protein phosphorylation. Lineage: Eukaryota; Metazoa; Arthropoda; Insecta; Diptera; Drosophilidae. Gene Ontology annotation, molecular function: ATP binding; protein kinase activity. The record is from RefSeq and is a predicted model, not a curated record.
UCGACGCGGUCAUACUGAAUAGCAAGAUGGCGUAUAAAGAUUUGUAAAAUCGUCGAAAAAAUCUAUGUGAAAUUGCCGAGAAAAUUGUAAAGAGCUCAUCGUCGAUGAAAAUCUCGAAUUAGAAAAAGCAGCAGCAGCAGGCAAGGGUGAAGAGGCAGCGACGCCAGCAGAGCAGCAGCGGCAGCAGCAGUGGUAAAGGAAGUGGAAAGAGAGGAGUUCCUCAAAAAGAAAACAAGAAAAUCAUAACAAACAACCGGAAGCGACUGCCUUAAGAAAAAUCGGAGAAAGAAGAGUUUUGACAAAAGGACAGCGCCAGCGGAAGGCAACGCACGUCGUCGCCAAAAAAAAGGAACUCACCACUUCCGAGGUAAUCUCACUCUGCACACAACACACAGACAGACAUCCGCAAUGGAGCUGCGCGUGGGUAACAAAUACCGGCUGGGUCGCAAGAUCGGUUCAGGAUCCUUCGGCGACAUUUACCUGGGCACUACGAUCAACACUGGCGAGGAGGUCGCCAUUAAGCUGGAGUGCAUUCGCACCAAGCAUCCCCAGCUGCACAUCGAGUCCAAGUUCUACAAGACGAUGCAGGGCGGCAUCGGAAUACCGCGCAUCAUCUGGUGCGGCAGCGAGGGCGACUACAACGUGAUGGUGAUGGAGCUGCUGGGACCCUCGCUGGAGGACCUAUUCAACUUCUGUUCACGCCGCUUCUCGCUGAAGACGGUGCUGCUGCUGGCGGACCAGAUGAUCUCCCGCAUCGACUACAUUCACUCGAGGGAUUUCAUACACCGCGACAUAAAGCCAGAUAACUUUCUUAUGGGCCUUGGUAAAAAGGGCAACCUGGUGUACAUUAUUGACUUUGGCCUGGCCAAGAAGUUCCGGGAUGCACGUUCGCUGAAGCAUAUCCCGUAUCGGGAAAACAAGAACCUCACGGGCACAGCCCGCUACGCCUCGAUCAACACACAUCUCGGGAUCGAACAGUCACGCCGCGACGAUCUGGAGUCCCUUGGCUACGUCCUCAUGUACUUCAAUUUGGGCGCGUUGCCAUGGCAGGGCUUGAAAGCGGCCAACAAGCGACAGAAGUAUGAGAGGAUCUCGGAGAAGAAGCUGUCCACCUCUAUCGUGGUGCUUUGCAAGGGCUUCCCCAGCGAGUUUGUCAACUAUCUGAACUUCUGCCGCCAGAUGCAUUUUGACCAACGGCCCGAUUACUGCCAUCUGCGCAAGCUCUUCCGAAAUCUGUUCCACCGCCUGGGCUUCACCUAUGACUAUGUGUUCGACUGGAACCUACUGAAGUUCGGCGGUCCCCGCAAUCCGCAGGCCAUCCAGCAGGCGCAGGACGGUACGGAUGGCCAGACGGGACACGAUGCGGUUGCCGCAGCAGCUGCUGUGGCAGCGGCAGCCGCCGCCUCAUCGCACCAACAGCAGCAGCACAAGGUCAACGCUGCGCUGGGUGGCGGCGGUGGUGGAGGAGGCAGUGCAGCGCAGCAGCAACUCCAAGGAGGCCAAACACUGGCCAUGCUGGGUGGAAAUGGAGGAGGCAACGGAAGCCAGUUAAUUGGCGGCAACGGACUCAACAUGGACGACUCGAUGGCGGCCACGAAUUCAUCGAGACCGCCAUAUGAUACGCCGGAGCGGCGACCAUCGAUACGGAUGCGCCAGGGAGGCGGUGGUGGCGGCGGCGGCGGUGGCGUCGGCGUGGGUGGCAUGCAAGGAGGCGGGGGCGUGGGGAACGCCAAAUAAUAUUUUAUCGUUUAAAAUGCAACGCUGGACAUGAAACAGUAGACAGACGGAACUCAGCAGCAGCAGCAACACUAUACAUGUAGAAUAUAUAGUUAUAUAUACCUAAUAUAUAUAUAUAUACGAUACUUGCUUUAUAUAUGCGGUAAACACAUGUUGAAUGUAUCCAAAACGGCAGGAGGACCAGGUCCCUGCCGAGAUUUGAAAUGAGAAGAGGUUAAACGAAGGAUAAAAGCAGUGUAAAACAAGAGAGAGGAGCAGAGGCAGUGCAGAGCAAAGCGCAGCGCUUUCCUUCUUAUCUGUUCUUUCCUUAUUUUUUUUUUGUACAUUUUCGUUUUGUUUAUUGACAUUUUUGGUUUCUGCUCCAAGGUGUUCUGAAAAGAGAGAGACGGGGCGCGCUUAUUAUUAUUAAUUAACUAGCCUAUGAUUAAUUUAAUUUAUAAACGUAGACCAUAAAACGAUUGCAACUUGGCUGCAAGAAACUGCAACGACUGCAACAUUGUUCAUUCUGAUUUGAGAUCCUUAGGGGCAUGAGCAGAGGAGCAGCAGAGAUCGGUCUAAGGAUUUUAAAGGGAUUUGGAAGGAUACCAGCCAGGAUGAUACGCAGGCAUUUAUUCUGUUUUGCAUUUGAUAACCGAACUGGCUCUAUUUUUUCGUUGUUAUUUCAAAUCCUUUUUCCCGAUCACAUAACAAUUCGAUUAUAAGUGUAAUAUUUGUGUAAAAGAAACAAAGGACAUCCACGACAACCGUGUGUGUGGGUGUCCCUAGCCCUAGACUAGGCAGUAGCGUAAGCAAAUCCAAUCCAUUCAGAAACAGCAUACAUAUAAAGAAAAACACACCACACCCCAUGUAACCUAAGUUGAAUCACGAUAAUGAUUUAUAGAUAAGCUGAAACACAGUGCAGUAGCAGAGGGUACGUUUCUUUUUAGCUUUAAGCAACGCUCUGAUUUCUAAGACCCCCUCCUAUGUUAUUAAAUCUUGAUGUAACGCCCAAGAAAUCCCCCAUUUAUAUAUACAUAUUAUAUAUAUACUUUUGUGGUCUGCGCUUUAGCUAGAUGUGUUCAUUAUAUAUUUCUCCAACUUUUUAAAUACUUGUUUCUCAAGCCCGAUUCAUUAUUGUUUACGCAAAAGAGUAACACAAAUCGUGUAAUUAAAAGCGUAUUAACAGCGCUUAGGAAUACACAACACAACUUGCAUUAAUGUUUCGAUUUAAACAUACAUAAAAUAAAUACAAAAGAAGGGCUCCUUCAGCAUAACGCUAGCUAAUAAAUUAUAGCUAUAAUAUGAAAUUUGUCUAUAAGUAAUACCAAACCAUGAAAAAAUAAAAAAAAAAAAACAAAAAAAAAGAACAAAACAUAAAUUCUAAAAGCGACAAGAUGAAAAUGGGUAAAAAUUAAAUACAAAAUAUAUAAAUUAAUAUAUUAACUAUAUCUUAUGAGAGAACACGUAAACAAUUAUGUAAAACCCCGCAGUCUAGGAACUAACAACAAAAUCGGAUCACUGAACGCAGCAAAAGCCACUAAAAAAAACUUAAAUAAAAUGCAUUACGUGAUA